AUGCCCAAGUUCAAGGCGGCCCGCGGGGCCGGGGGUCAGGAAAAGCAUGCGCCGCUGGCCGAGCAGAUCCUGGCUGGGGAGGCGGUGCGGGCAGGAGCCCGAGAAAAACGGCGGGGUCGCGGAACCGGAGACGAAGAGGAAGAGUACGUCGGGCCCCGGCUGACCCGACGGAUUUUGCAGCAAGCGCGGCAGCAGCAAGAGGAGCUCGAGGCCGAGCAUGGGAGCGGGGACAGGCCCGCGCCGCCGCGGGAGCGCACCACGCGGCUGGGUCCAGGAGUGCCGCAGGAUGGAUCAGAUGAUGAAGAGUGGCCCACCCUGGAGAAGGCUGCCACAAUGGCAGGGCCGGGCUACCAGGCAGAGGUGGUCGUGGACCCUGAGGACGAGCGUGCCAUUGAGAUGUUCAUGAACAAGAACCCUCCUGCCAGGCGCACCCUGGCUGACAUCAUCAUGGAGAAGUUAACUGAGAAGCAGACGGAAGUCGAAACGGUCAUGUCCGAGGUAUCAGGCUUCCCUGUGCCCCAGCUGGACCCCCGUGUCCUAGAGGUCUACAGAGGGGUUCGGGAGGUGUUGUCUAAGUACCGCAGUGGGAAACUGCCCAAGGCCUUUAAGAUCAUCCCUGCACUCUCCAACUGGGAGCAGAUCCUCUACGUCACAGAGCCUGAGGCCUGGACCGCUGCUGCCAUGUACCAGGCCACGAGGAUUUUCGCCUCUAACCUAAAGGAACGGAUGGCCCAGCGCUUCUAUAACCUGGUUCUGCUUCCCCGGGUACGAGAUGACAUUGCUGAGUACAAACGACUCAACUUCCACCUCUACAUGGCCCUGAAGAAGGCCCUGUUCAAGCCUGGAGCCUGGUUUAAAGGCAUCCUGAUCCCGUUGUGCGAGUCGGGCACCUGUACCCUCCGGGAAGCCAUCAUCGUGGGCAGCAUCAUCACCAAGUGCUCCAUCCCCGUGCUGCACUCCAGUGCGGCCAUGCUGAAAAUCGCCGAGAUGGAGUACAGCGGGGCCAACAGCAUCUUCCUGCGGCUGCUGCUGGACAAGAAGUACGCGCUGCCCUACCGAGUGCUGGACGCCCUGGUCUUCCACUUCCUGGGCUUCCGGACGGAGAAGCGGGAGCUGCCCGUGCUGUGGCACCAGUGCCUCCUGACCCUGGUCCAGCGCUACAAGGCCGACCUGGCCGCGGAGCAGAAGGAGGCCCUACUGGAACUGCUCCGGCUGCAGCCCCACCCGCAGCUGUCCCCGGAGAUCAGGCGUGAGUUGCAGAGUGCCGUCCCCCGAGAUGUAGAAGAUGUUCCCGUCACCAUGGAGUGA
Molecule: messenger RNA, 1308 nt
Organism: Rangifer tarandus platyrhynchus (Svalbard reindeer)
Lineage: Eukaryota; Metazoa; Chordata; Mammalia; Artiodactyla; Cervidae
Source: the annotation of a GenBank genome assembly